Messenger RNA from Caenorhabditis bovis, 903 nucleotides. The record is from the annotation of a GenBank genome assembly. Lineage: Eukaryota; Metazoa; Nematoda; Chromadorea; Rhabditida; Rhabditidae.
AUGCAGACAUCAUGGGACGCCGAGGACUUUAUGAAGCGCGGAUUGUUGGGCUCGCUGAUCGGCUUCCGGAAGCGGUCAUCAUCGAAAACAGAUCAGGGUCCCUCGAAGCAGCCAGCCGCCGCUUCCACCAACAAAUCGGCUUCUAGUGGUCCGAAUUUUACAGAGCUUCUCACCCCGCAACCCGAAAUCGUCUCGGAGCCCGUUGAGCAUCGCACCGAGUACGACAUCUAUCGCGAGAUCGUCUCCGAGGCGCAAUUGAUUGAGCGAAGCUCACCGGCGACGCCACUCUCCGAGUUCUCGAGCCCGACAACGCCGACGGCGUUCUACCCGCAAAUCGACACCACCUUCGGACAACAGAUGAUGGCGUCGAUGGACGAGAGCAAAUUGCCGUAUCCGCCUUAUCAUAUGGUGAUGACAUCAACGGCGCCUCAUCCGAUACCCGUCGAUCAGAACGGCGUCCCGUUGGGAAUGCAAUGCCCAAUGGCACCACCGCCGUACACCUCGUUUGCGCCAACCGCCCAAACCUCGCAUCAGCCGGCGCCGAUGCCAAUGGAAAUGCCACAAAUUACCGGUGUGAUUAAACGCGAAAUUCAAGAGCAUCUCGGGAAGGCCCAUCCAUCAUCGGCGUCGAUUGAGAAGAUCGUGAAGCUUCUGGUGACGGUGCUCAAUGACUCGCAAAUCAACGAAGCCAAAGAGGAGAGUCCGGAAGAGAUAUUGCGACGCAAGCGCGUUCAGAACAAUUUGGCGGCGGCGCGCUAUCGCAAACGGCAGCGAGAGGCUCGCGAGAUUGCCGAGCAGGAGCUCGAGGAGCUCUCGCGAAAGAACGAGGAGCUCAAAAACACGGUGGCGAUGAUGGAGCAGGAGAUCAACAACCUCAAAAACGCCGUAUUGCAGCGUGAUUGA